Sphaerodactylus townsendi is the source of this 3800-nucleotide messenger RNA. It is a transcript of the gene LRRC4, whose product is annotated as leucine rich repeat containing 4. Lineage: Eukaryota; Metazoa; Chordata; Lepidosauria; Squamata; Sphaerodactylidae. Gene Ontology annotation, biological process: excitatory synapse assembly; postsynaptic density protein 95 clustering; modulation of chemical synaptic transmission. The record is from RefSeq and is a predicted model, not a curated record. Gene Ontology annotation, molecular function: protein binding. Gene Ontology annotation, cellular component: postsynaptic density membrane; plasma membrane; glutamatergic synapse.
CCCCGGCCCGCCGCCCCGCCGCCGCCGCCGCCGCCCCGCCGGAAAGGGCCCCACGCCGAAGCCGCCACCCGCUCGCAGCCGCAGAGCCGCCCCUAGUUGGACGCGCCGGAGGAGGCUGCAGCUCGCCGGCCCGAGGAGGAGGAGGAGGAGGAGGAGGAGGAGGAGGGCGCCCGGCCAGCCCCGCCCGCAGCGCUGCGCCCCGACGCCCCCGGGAGGAGGAGGAGGAGGAGGACGACGACGACGACGACACGGGCAGCCCCGCGCCAAGCCGGCCCCGCCGUCGGAUGGAGAGCAGCGCGGGAGGCGGCGGCGGCGGCGGCGGCGGGGGCUGAGGCGGGAGGCGGGCCGGCUCUCCCCGCUCGACGCCCCUCCCCGCCCUCCCCCCUCCCCCCGCCAUGGUGAAUUAUGGACGUGGCCUCUGGCCAAUGUUCCUGCGGUCGCCGGCGGUUCUCGUCGCCCACGCGCCGCCGCUGCGCCCCGAGUGCUAAGCGUUGCUGGUGCUGCCCGCUGCCGCUGGCCGUGUACCUGGCGGUGCAGACGUGGCUGGGCUGCGCGGCGGCGGCGGCGGCGGCGGCGGGGGGGCUGGCGGGGCCCCCGGGCUGCCCGUCCGUGUGCUCGUGCACUAACCAGUUCAGCAAGGUGGUGUGCACGCGGCGCGGGCUGGCCGAGGUGCCGGCCGGCAUCCCCGCCAACACGCGGCACCUCAACCUGAUGGAGAACGGCAUCCGGCGCAUCCAGGCCGACACCUUCCGCCACCUGCACCACCUGGAAGUGCUGCAGCUGGGCCGCAACGCCAUCCGCCAGAUCGAGGUGGGCGCCUUCAACGGCCUGGCCAGCCUCAACACCCUCGAGCUCUUCGACAACUGGCUGACGGUGGUGCCCAGCGGGGCCUUCGAGUACCUGUCCAAGCUGCGCGAGCUCUGGCUGCGCAACAACCCCAUCGAGAGCAUCUCCUCCUACGCCUUCAACCGCGUGCCCUCCCUCAUGCGCCUGGACCUGGGUGAGCUGCGCAAGCUCGGCACACGCCUCUCGAGCCGAGGCUUCGAAAUUUUCCACAACCUCAAGUACCUGAACCUGGGCAUGUGCAACAUGCGCGACAUGCCCAACCUGCGCCCCUUGGUGGGCCUGGAGGAGCUGGAGAUGUCCGGCAACCACUUCCCCGCCAUCCGGCCGGGCUCCUUCCACGGGCUCAAGUCGCUCAAGAAGCUCUGGAUCAUGAGCUCCCAGAUCGGCCUCAUCGAGCGCAACGCCUUCGACGACCUCACCGCCCUGGUGGAGCUCAACCUGGCCCACAACAACCUCACCUCGCUGCCCCACGACCUCUUCGCCCCGCUGAGGUACCUGGUGGAGCUCCACCUGCACCACAACCCCUGGAGCUGCGACUGCGACAUCCUCUGGCUCUCCUGGUGGCUGCGGGAGUACAUCCCCACCAACUCCACCUGCUGCGGCCGCUGCCACGCGUUCCGCCUGGGGCAAGUUCUGGUGGAGGUGGACCAGACCGCGCUUCCAUAGUACCGCCCCUUCAUCAUGGACGCUCGGCUGACCCUCAACAUCUCCGGUGGGAGGGUGGUCGAGCUCAGGUGUGCCGCGACGCUUCCAUGUCCUCGUGCGUCCCGGUUGCUGUUCCCCAACGGUACCAGUCCUGGAGCUAAUGCUGCCAAAUCACUCAAGGAUCUCCGCGUCCUCAACGACGGCACGCUGAACUUCUCCCAGGUUUUCCUCACCGACACGGGGGUGUACACUUGCAUGGUCACCAACGUGGCGGGGAAUUCCAACGCCUCGGCCUACCUCAACGUGAGCACGGCCGAGCUCAACACCUCCAACUGCGCAUCCCCACCCCGCCCGUCCGCGGUGGAAACCACCGAGGCGAUCGCCGCCGAGGACAUCUUCCCCAAGCUCACCAAGCCGGGUAGCUCCACCACGCUCAUCGGGUACCAGCCGGCUGGCACCAAUACCACCAAUCGCUCAUCCAGACCACCGUCACCCAGGACCCCGCCAGCCGAAUGCCAACGGCUGAUGCAGACCAGCCUGGACGAUGUGAUGAAGACCACCAAGAUCAUCAUUGUUACGCUUUGUGUCGCGGACGCCGUUACUGGCGGACCAUGUUGAUUGUCUUUACAAAUCAUCGCGAAGAGGGCACCAGCAGCGAGCUAACUGCGGACGGUCGGCCCGACCGUGGAGAUUAUCCAAGUGGACGAAGACAUUUCGGCCCCUCCGGCGGCGGCACCUCCAGCCACCCCUUCGGGGACCACGGGUGGAUCAGGUGAGGGGGCAGUUGUACUGCCGGCUAUUCAUGACCACAUUAACUACAAUACUUACAAAGCGUCCCACGGGGCCCACUGGACAGAAAACUGCCUAGGGAACUCGCUGCACCCCACGGUCACGACUAUUGCCGAACCUUAUAUAAUUCAGACCCACCCCCAGGAGAAAGUGCAGGAAACGCAAAUAUGACUCCUCCUUUCCUCUCCCCCCCCCCCCAUUAUUAAACAAAAUGCAAUAGAAUGCACAACACAGAAAACGACAUCAACUUUUGUACAGAGAGGUGGGGGUGGGCGGGGGGGGGGCAGAAUUUUUCUUGUAUAUGCUUAUAUAUUAAGUCUGUGGGCUGAGAGAAGAGACGCAAACGACACUUGGAGUGUACAAAAACAAUCCCCUAUUUUCUAACAUGGAAGUGCUAGUGGGGAAGAGGAAGCCGACCCCCGACCCCCCCUUCAGCGGCUCUCCUCCAAAAGGGGGGGGGGGACCAAGGGCGACCGGGAAGUUGUCUGGAAUGGAGGACCUGUUCAGAAGGCUGCAAGAUCGGGGCGGGGGGCUCGCGAGGGGCGGGGUCUGCCCUUUUUAGACGAUGUUACUUAGGAUGCAGUAAAAAACCCCACACAUUCGUUUCUAUAAAGACACUCUUUCUGAAAGCCCACGGGGGGGGGGGGAACGCCCCCCGUAUUUGCAGAGUUAUCUUAUUUACAGAAAUGCGCACCAUGGAUUUGUACUGUGCCAAAAUGUUACAAAUGCAAUAAAAGUCCAUUUUUAAAAGAGAGCGAAGGUGAGAGAGAGACAGAGAGAGAAGGGGGUUGUGUUAAGCAGCAAACACCCUCUCGCUGGCGCACACGCACAAAACCAGCAUUCGUCUGCGCCACCCUCUCCCAGGGUGGCUGACCAUGUGCCAGGGGCCCGUGGGGGGUGGGGGUGGGCCGGCCACGCUGGACAAACAUGCGGCCCUCUCCCAGAGGAAGAGCUGCUGUGCAGGCCGGCCAGGCGGUCUGUCGGUCGGUCGGUGGCUUCCCUCCCGUUGCAGCACAUUCCUGCGGUUCCAUUUAACCCCUCUGUGCGCAGAGCUGCACGGGCAGAACAAGGACACGGGGGCGGGGGGGGGGGCGCGUGUGUGUGCGGGUCAGGCUGGCAGGCAGGCAGUUUGACAGAUGAUUGUAGCACCACAGAGCCAUUCUGUGCUUUCUGUACUUUCCUUUGCUGAUGUGGCGAGGAGACCCAGGGCUUCAAAGGGCGCCAGUGUGCCCUCCCAGGAAAAUGCCAGCAGAUGCCACAGGAGACGGGGGGGGGGCAAUCAUCCCUCCGCAUGCCCAGUGGCGAGUGGGGGGGUGGAGAGGAGGAGGAGGGGGUGGGGGGUGCUGAGCAUUCUCUGCUUCCGCUGCUGGUGUGACUUCGGUGGCUCCUUUCAGCUUUCUAGGGCUGGGUGUUUGGUCAAAAGGAGGAAGAGGCGGUGAAUCCAAAAGCCAGACUAAUCUGACUGUAACUCUGAGACAAGUGUAUUUUUGUAUUUUAAUAAAUAUUGUUAAAAUUUGUAA